Molecule: messenger RNA, 6622 nt
Organism: Oncorhynchus keta (chum salmon)
Lineage: Eukaryota; Metazoa; Chordata; Actinopteri; Salmoniformes; Salmonidae
Product: MBT domain-containing protein 1-like
Exons: 17
Coding region: 127-2295 (722 amino acids)
Biological process (GO): regulation of DNA-templated transcription
Cellular component (GO): nucleus
Molecular function (GO): zinc ion binding
Source: RefSeq, a predicted model, not a curated record
UUGAUAUGCUAUGCUAGCUAGCUAGCGGAGUUUAUUUUUGCAUGUUAGGUUACCAUUAACUUUCCUCUCUUCACUGUCUCGCCACUGUAUCAAGAGAAAAUAGAAAACGCUCUGCAUGAAGGGCUGAUGGAAAACGCAAGAGAUUUGGCUGAACGGACUGUUCGUUCAGAAAGGAAGAGGCGGGACUCGUUUGGGAUGUUCGAUGGCUAUGACAGCUGCAGUGAGGAUUCUAGCAGUAGCUCGAGCUCUGAGGACAGUGAUGAAGAGGUGCCCUCCCUCCCUGCCAGCCUGCCCAUCAUCAAGACCAACGGCCAGGUCUACACCUACCCCGAUGGGAAGGCAGGAAUGGCCACCUGUGAGAUGUGUGGAAUGGUGGGAGUGAGAGAUGCUUUCUACUCCAAAACCAAGCGCUUCUGCAGUGUAUCCUGUUCAAGGAGCUACUCAUCCAACUCUAAAAAAGCCAGCAUACUGGCCAGGCUGCAGGGUAAACCACCAACGAAAAAGGCUAAAGUAUUACAGAAGCAGCCUCUCAUGGCGAAGUUGGCUGCCUAUGCCCAGUACCAAGCCAACCAACAGUACCAAGCCAACCAACAGAAUCAAGUCAAAUCAAAAACGGUGAUUCCUGUGAAAGGCUUUGAUUGGGGACGCUACAUAGGCACCGGCGACAUUAACGGGGCACCUGUCGGCUGUUUCAAACAUGUUCCCAUGGGAACUUCUUGGGGUGACCUUGCAGAAGGGGUGAGGGUAGAGGUGCCCAAUACAGACAGCGGCCUGCCAAUGAAAGUGUACUGGAUAGCAGGAGUUAUCAAAUUAGCAGGCUUUAAGGCACUGCUACGGUACGAGGGGUUUGAUGGCGACUCUGGCAGGGAUUUCUGGUGUAACAUCUGUGUCCCUGACAUCCACCCGGUGGGCUGGUGUGCAGCAGGAGGAAAGCCCCUGGUUCCUCCCAAGUCCAUUCAGCACAAGUGCACCAACUGGAAAGCGUUUCUUGUGAAAUGCCUAACAGGAGCAAAGACUCUACCUAUUGAUUUCUCCACCAAGGUGCAGCAGAGCAUGCAGUUCCCCUUUAAGAAGCUGAUGCGUGUGGAGGUGGUGGAUAAGACUCACCUGUGCCGGACGCGGGUGGCCCUGGUAGAGCAGGUGAUCGGCGGUCGACUUCGGCUCGUCUACGAGGAGUGCUCGGACGGCUCGGAUGACUUCUGGUGCCACAUGUACAGCCCACUGAUACACAGCAUCGGCUGGUCCCGCGGCAUCGGACACCGCUUCAAGAGAUCUGAUGUUUCAAAGAAACUUGAUGGCCAAGUAGAUGCCCCAGGACAGCUUUUUGUGAAGGUGAAGGAUGUUGACCAGAGCGGGGAGUGGUUUAAAGACGGCAUGAAGCUGGAGGCUAUUGACCCUCUGAAUCUAUCAGCUAUUUGUAUUGCUACUGUUAGAAAGGUCUUGGCGGAUGGAUACCUCAUGAUCGGAAUUGAUGGUUCCGAGGCAGCUGAUGGCUCUGACUGGUUCUGCUAUCACUCCACCUCUCCCUCUAUCUUUCCUGCUGGAUUCUGUGAAAUCAACACAAUUGAACUCACCCCUCCACGUGGGUACACAAAACUCCCAUUCAGAUGGUUUGACUACCUCAGGGAAACGGGUUCAGUGGCAGCUCCGGUGAAGCUCUUUAACAAGGAGGUUCCAAACCAUGGGUUCCGCCCUGGCAUGAAGCUGGAGGCUGUGGACCUGAUGGAGCCCCGGCUGGUGUGUGUUGCCACAGUGACACGUAUUGUAUAUAGACUGCUGCGCAUCCAUUUUGACGGCUGGGAGGACGAGUAUGAUCAGUGGGUGGAUUGUGAAUCACCUGACCUCUACCCUGUGGGUUGGUGUCAGCUGACUGGCUACCAACUACAGCCACCAGCUGUGCUAGCCUCUAGAGAGCUCCCUCCGAGUGUGACAAAGCAGAAGAAGAAAUCCCAGCAGUACAAAGGCCAAAAGAAAAAGAGGAAGAUCCCCAUUGGCAAGCGGCCAGUGAGUUUGUCGGGGGUGGUAUUGAGUGGAAUGCCCCAGAGGAACCUAUCUGGAGACGAGAACAUGACCCCGCCAGACUACCCAUCUCCUCCCAUGCCAGCAUCUGCCCCGGGGAACGCACAGCCUCCCUCGGCAGCCCAGGAACUCGGCCCCAACGGAAAGCCAGGGGUAACGCUGCAGCUGAAGGAGGAGGUUCAGGAGACGGACGAGUUCAACUUCCCGCAGGGCACAGCCUCUGACCUAGAGAACAACGGCUCCGGCUGCAGUUACUACAUCAAACAGGAGCCCUGAGCCUCCGUGGGGCACUGCUGCACCCACCACCGGAGGGCCAGCCUGGGGGCAAGAAGGAGCCUGUCCACUCCCUCCUUCUCCACAGCACCAGAGACCAUGGGCCCUGGGUGGCAUCCCCACAACAUUAACAUGGAAGGUCACCAAGUGCUCCAAGCUGUGCCCAUAGAGAGAUUCAGGACAGAGCGGCUCAAAGACUAGUUCCAAACAGACAGCGCAAACGGGGAGAGUAGAAAAUAAAGGAGAAAAAAAAGAGGUGCGUAAAUGACAACUUUACGUUUCAGUUCAGUUUUUUGUACUUCAAAAAAAAAAGUUUUUGUACGACUUUUUCAAAUCUGAGAUCUUUUUUGUGCAUCUCUCGUAUUCGUCACUUUGAGGUAGGGUAAUCUUUUGAUGGAUAAACUAUGUGAUGUUUGAGUGUAUAUAUAAUCAGAUUUUCCAAAAAACAGGGUGUAUGUACAGUUGAAGUCGGAAGUUUACAUACACUUAGGUUGGAGUCAUUAAAACUAGUUUUUUAACCACUCCACAAAUUUCAUGUUAACAAACUAUAGUUUUGGCAAGUUGGGACAUCUACUCUGUGCAUGACACAAGUCAUUUUUCCAACAAUUGUUUACAGACAGAUUAUUUCACUUAUAAUUCAAUGUAUCACAAUUCCAGUGUGUCAGAAGUUUACAUACACUAAAUUGACUGUGCCUUUUUAAACAGCUUGGAAAAUUCUGGGAAAUGAUGUCAUGGCUUUAGAAGCUUCUGAUAGGCAAACUGACAUCAUUUGAGUCAAUUGGAGGUGUACCUGUGGAUGUAUUUCAAGGCCUACCUUCAAACUCAGUGCCUCUGCUUAACAUCAUUGGAAAAUCAAAAGAAAUCAGCCAAGACCUCAGAAAAUAAAGAGCAAUUUCCAAACGCCUGAAGGUACCACGUUCAUCUGUACAAACAAUAGUAUGCAAGUAUAACCACCAUGAGACCACGCAGCCGUCAUACCGCUCAGGAAGGAGACACGUUCUGUCUCUUAGAGGUGAACGUACUUUGGUGCGAAAAGUGCAAAUCAAUCCCAGAACAGCAGCAAAGGACCUUGUGAAAAUGCUGGAGGAAACGGGUACAAUUAUCUAUAUCCACAGUAAAACGAGUCCUAUAUCGACAUAACCUGAAAGGCCACUCCGCAAGGAAGAAGCCACUGCUCCAUCAUGUUGUGGGGGUGCUUUGCUGCAGGAGUGUCUGGUGCACUUCACAAAAUAGAUGGCAUCAUGAGGUAGGAAAAGUAUGUGGAUAUAUUGAAGCAACAUCUCAAGACAUCAGUCAGGAAGUUAAAGCUUGGUUGAAAAUGGGUCUUCCAAAUGGACCCAAGCAUACUUCCAAAGUUGUGGCAAAAUGGCUUAAGGACAACAAAGUCAAGGUAUUGGAGUGGCCAUCACAAAGCCCCGAACUCAAUCCUAUAGAACAUUUGUGGGCAGAACUGAAAAAGCGUGUGCAAGCGAGGAGGCCUACAAACCUGACUCGGUUACACCAGCUCUGUCAGGAGGAAUGGGCCACAAUUCACCCAACUUAUUGUGGGAAGCUUGUGGAAGGCUAACCCGAAACGUUUGACCCUAGUUAAACAAUUUAACAACAUUGCUACCAAAUACUAAUUGAGUGUAUGUAAACUUCUGACCCACUGGGAAUGUGAUGACGGAAAUAAAAGCUGAAUAAAUCAUUCUCUCCUCUGCUGUUAUUCUGACAUUUCACAUUCUUACAAUAAAGUGGUGACCCUAACUGACCUUAGACAGUGGAUUCUUAUUAGGAUUAAAUGUCAGGAAUUGUGAAAAACUGAGUUUUAAAUGUAUUUGGCGAAGGUGUAUGUAAACUUCCGACUUCAACUGUAUGUCGGUAUUGAAUGGACUAAACCUUACUGGUAAAAAAAACAAUCACUCAGAUAUAAAGUAGAAACACCCCACCAAUCAGCUUCAUACCAGUUCCACACAUUCAACUAAGAUUUGAGCACCUGACCACAAUCUCUGGAUCUUGUGUUCCAUUUGUGUGAUAGCCAAUCAUGACUGACAGCUAUCACUGGGACAUUUACCAUGGAGAAUGUGGACCAGCCCCAAAUCUCAGGUCGAUCCUUUUCCCACACUAUAUUUACCAUGCCUUAUUUAAAGUAUGUUUACAAAUAUUACUCCUCUUGGCCAGUUGAUUGCAGGCAAAUUUGUCAAAUCAAAAAAAUUAUACUCUAUGAAAAACAGGUCAUUCACUGUGGUAAUAUUUAGUUCUAUCAGAGUUUACUACACAAUGAUAUGCAAACCUUGACUCUUGUGUCAAAUAGUACAGAGAUCUAUCUGAAAUGUGUUAUAUCUAAUGUAUGUAGCAUUAUUCUAUAUGAAUUAUGUCAUAAUUCAGAGCGAUACUAUAAAUGUGAGUCGAGGAAAUAUUCAAGCCACUGUAAGAGUCGGGCUAUUGUUCAUCAUUAUCAUCAUUAGUGUUUCAUCACCUCACUACCAUCAACAACAUGAGAACCAUUUAUCUAAAUAGAGAAUGUACUGCCUUUUGUAAAAGAAAAUCUUCAAAAUAAUGCUAUGUUUGCUCUUCCUCUUUUAGAAUUUGAAUGUAAUCUCCUGCUGCAAGGUAGUCAGGUUCUGGUCAAUCCACACAUCAAGGUGAUUUCCAUGACAAUUUAAAUCACUUUGUGUGCAUAUUUCUUAGUAAGUGAUUGGUAGGCUUGGGUUAAAUUGUCACACUCACUGACUCAUGAUCACACAUUUUAUUCAUAGGCCAUCCUUUCGUUGGGAGAUAUUAAAUGAAUGUCAAUAUUGAUUUAUAAAACAAAAUAUAUCACAUUAAAUAUUUAUUAACAAAGCAUACAGUAUAUAACAGAGCCAAUUUACAAACAUAUGGUGAUUUAUUUUGUGCCAUAUGAGGGAUUAUAAUCUACAUACUUUAUCAAAUACCGACUGCACUCCAUUGUCUCACUUUAUAUACCAGUAAGGUUGACAAUUUACUCUCAGGAAAUCUUAGCGUAUUGUAUUAUAGGCUUCUUCGUCGUUAUGGUUAUUGAGAAAGGUGUUGUCAUUGGCUGUUGGCAUGCUGAAAUUAGGCUUCAGAGAUUGAUGUGGUCAACAAUAUUAACAAAAUGUGUUAGUCCAAGAUCAGUCUUUAAAGUAAAUGUGUCACUUGGUAAACCAUCUCACUAAUGUAGAGACCUAUCUGAAUGUGAUACAAGGUCCCAUUUCAAGUGGAUUUGUCAUAUAUUUUGUCUCUAGAGGUAGGAUUUAACUGUCUGUCACUGUUUGAUCAUGUGUAGGUCAUUCUUGAAAAAAAAAUUUUUCUCUCCAAAAGUUCAGUUAAAUGUUAGCUUUGUCGAUUUGUCUUACUGUUGUUACUGUUUGUUUCAAUGUCUGGCCCUGAGUGAAACUCAAACUAGUAUUAGUCUCAAUGAAAUUGUACAUUUUACGCAUUGGCUGGUGUAAACCAGCUCAGGUGACCAUGGUGAUGCCAAAGAUUGCCUAAGGUCACUGUCAAGCAAUAACGUCUUAUCACAGUACUCUCCUAAUGCAGUGAGAUCCUAAGCUUUGAGCUGUACUUUCACUCAAACUUUAGACUGUGCAUCAAAGACUGAAUGGUGGAAAUAUACAUUACAUUGUUAAUAUAUGGUAUGACUGUUUUGAGGUGACAAACCUUGUCUCCAUCGUCCUUGUUACACAAAUGUUAAACAUGAGAAUUAAUGGUAUUUGAAUGAAGAAAAGAAACGCACAAAAUAUAGGGCUACACUAUUCUGAUCAUGACGUUCAAAUGCAUUAUUUCAUCAAUAUUAUAAUCAAUAUAAGAAAACAAGACUUUGAGGGUGUGUUUGUUAACCAAAAUAUGUGCAUGCAGCAGUGUGAACAUGUCCUCUUGUGCUUAACUAGUUGAUCUUGGUUUAUGUGUAACUGUUGGUCUUUGCACUAACAUGGGUCUGUGUGCUUGUUUCUAUUGUGAAACCCCUUCGUCUUUUAUGGUGCUAUAUAUAUAUAUUUGAUAUUCAUAACCUUUUAAGAAUUAAAUGAUUUUCAUAAACUGUGGCCAUGGAGAAAUUCAGUUCUCUUGUAUUUUGGAUACAACUAUGAAAGAUUUGUAUUAACUGCCAAAACAUUCUUUGCAUGGCACUUGUGGGAUAAAUUAUUUUUUCUUCAUCCAAGUAUGUGUUUGUUCCUUGGUUUCCAUGGUAAAUGUGCUGUGAACAUGAAGUUUACUAAGCUACAGUAUAUCAAAUACAAAAGUAAAGAAAUGUUUAGAUGUUUACUUUCAUUUAACAUGUUUGAAUUUUGCAGCAUGUUUGUGGAAAAAGUAUUGUAAAAUAAAAUUUACUUUCUACACUGCAUUAAAA